This is a messenger RNA of Branchiostoma floridae (Florida lancelet), 2641 nucleotides long. Its product is annotated as glia maturation factor gamma-like. The coding region runs from base 150 to 605 and encodes 151 amino acids. The record is from RefSeq and is a predicted model, not a curated record. Gene Ontology annotation, molecular function: actin binding; Arp2/3 complex binding. Gene Ontology annotation, biological process: actin filament debranching; negative regulation of Arp2/3 complex-mediated actin nucleation. The transcript has 8 exons. Lineage: Eukaryota; Metazoa; Chordata; Leptocardii; Amphioxiformes; Branchiostomatidae. Gene Ontology annotation, cellular component: actin cortical patch.
UUCUCCAACACAUUUCCUAGUCUACUUCCGGUUUCUGAAGUGGUGAAGUGGGAGGGGGCUAGCGCUACUGAAAGAAGGACACAAAUGUGAGUGGUAUCUAGCUCCCUACAGUACCAGAGAAUUUGCCUCAGUCUUGCUGGGCCACCAACAUGGGAGAUUAUAAGAACCAGUAUCUUGUGGCUCAAAAUGUGAAGGUGUGUGAGAUUGAUCCGGAGGUCAAGGAGAAGCUGCGCAAGUUUCGUUUCCGGAAGGAAAAGAACAAUGCUGCUAUCAGCAUGAAGAUUGACCCCAAAACAAUGACCAUCAUCCUGGAUGAUGAAUAUGAGGACUGCACAUUAGAUGACCUGCAAGAGGAGCUGCCAGGUCACCUUCCCAGGUAUCUGGUGUACAGUUACUGCUUGUCUCAUGAUGAUGGGAGGACAUCUUUUCCCUUGGUUUUUAUCUUCAUCAGCCCCGCAGGGUGUAAACCAGAGCUGCAGAUGAUGUAUGCAGGGACCAAGACAGCGCUGGUGACGGAGGCACAGAUGACCAAGGUCUUUGAAGUCCGUAAUGUGGAUGAGUUGACAGAUGAGUGGCUGAGGGAAAAGUUGGCCCUCUUCCGAUAAGCUCUGCACACAAAUGCUGCACCAGAUCGGUGUAUCACACAGUACUGAUUUGAAGAUAAUCAUUAUUAUUUACAUUAAUAUGUUUGAGAUUAUUUACAUUAAUAUGUGUGAGAAGUUAUGAAAAAUCAAUUAACAACCUUAUUGAAGGUGCAAUUGUCAUAUGUUGUCAGGGACUAUUGAUGUUGUGAAACAUGAAGUUGAUCUUGACCACAGUAGGUCUUAUUUGCAUCACUCACUGCAGUAGCUGCCUUCCAUAUCCCACAUGGUCAUCAAUUUUGUACGAAACAACACUCCCACAACACAAGUGGGAGAAGUACUGCUACUCCUGUAGAUUGAAUGUGGAUCUGAGUAUCUCAGAUAUGCCAUUUUGAAGUCUAUGUGAAUCGUGAACAUGGAGGGCAGAAUUUGGAUGCUCUCCCUUACUUUCACAUUGAUGUACAUGAAGGUAGGAUCAGAGAAAAUCGCGUUAAGGCUGUCUGGGUCUGUGGAAGGCAGCUGUUGUGUGCAGAAUGAAUUGGGGCAUAUAGAUUUACAUGUAUGUGCCGUAGAUAAGGGGCCAAUAGUAGUGUACUGUAGUGAGCCGUAGCAUCAGUCACAGCCAUCCAUGUGACUGUCAGCUGCCAACUACUCACCUUUCAGCACCCUGGACAGCAUUGUAAGGCCACAUCAAGUCGUUGUCAUCUUUUUCAGACCAGUCAAAUUAAAUAAUGAUAAUAAUAGUAAUAAUAAUAAUCACCAGGUGUAUUUUGCCAGCCAGUAGGUACCCAAAUUAUGAGUAAUGAGGCUGUUUAACGUGGUCCAGGCACCUCCUCGAGCACGUCCCUCCCUGAAGACGAUUUCGUGGAAAUGUAUAGGGAGUUUUAUUUGGGGCUUCUUAACUGAAGCUGAAGAAAUAUCAUGCAUUCACACAGACCUCUGACCUCCUCCACCCUUGAAAAACGGCUUAGGCCGAUGAUGUAUCAAGGUUGAAUAAAGGUUUUUAAAAAAUGUAGUGCCAACAUUGAGGUCACCUGAGUGGUGCCAAGUGUCAGCUCACUCCAGAUCCUUGCAAUUUAGCUCUGCGUAUUGUAAGCUCAUCACGAUUCAGCCCCUGGCUGUUAAGAAAGAGUAGUCGUCCCACCGCAAUAACACAACAUUUCAGUAUUGGCAAAACAAUUGAGAAACUCUACAUUUCUAUUUUGGAGGGCAUGUCAUUGGUGUGGCCUUGGUUAAAAUGAUGAUAUGCAUGCCUGCUCAACUUAAAGCUAAUUUCUGGUUAUCUAUCAUGACACAUUUGCAUUAGCCAGAACCAAACUGUUCAUAUGCAUGAAAAUAGCAUGUUAUCCAAGAGAUGUGCAUGCACAACAUGGUCUGCACAAAGUGUGCAAAUCUUUUAACACCUUUUCAUGUUUAGAUACACGUUUUUGAUAACUCAGUCACUCACUAUCUGGUUUAUCAUCUGUUGUUCCCUGUCUUGCAAAUAUUUGUCAGAAGUAGUCAGGAAUGCCUUAUGAAUACUGACCCAAAAAAUCUGCAAUCUCAAACACCUUUUACUACCACUAUCAGAUGCCUUAUCAACCUUUCAUCCUCACAGAAUUUUAUUUAAACUCUGAGUGAGUGUACAAUUCUUGUUUAAGUGCGAGCUUUGAACUCUCUUGAACUGAAAGAUCACAGUUUGUACUCAUGAAUAUUAACUACAUCAAGUUUCCAGCCUUUGUACAUGUAAUGAAAAUGACUUUGUGCACAUAAUUCACACUAACCUUGUGAUGUUUCAUGCUGGCAAUGCUCUUUUGUUGAAAUUGAUUGCCAAAAUUAUGUUGCCACUAGGUUAGUAAUAAUUGAUGAACAGCAACAUUUUUGUCCAUGGUGAGGACAUUGUGAACACAAGUCUUUCACAUCUAUUCUUGGAGGAAUUAGUGUUGUGAAUGUCAAGCCCCAUGUGACUACUGCCAUUGUGACAUGAGGUCAAGGAGUACUACCUGUAAUAUGUACUUGUUGCUCAUCUAUGUAAACAUCGUACAUGAAAUAAAGAUUUUGUGAGUUGACAUUUCUCAGUA